ACUUUAACGGAUCCAAAGGUUGUCUGCUAUUUCAGCGCUUGGGCUGUAUAUCGAGAGAAACCCAUGGCUUAUGACAUUGAAGACAUCCCUGGUGACAAAUGUACUCACAUUAUCUACAGUUUCAUUGGUUUGGAUAAUAAGACAUACGAAUUGAGAAAUAUUGAUCCGAGUUAUGACAUCGAGAAUAAGGGAUUUGAACGGUUCGUUGGUUUACGUAAAAAAUAUCCCAAACUUAAAAUAAUGGUAGCAAUCGGGGGGUGGGCUGAGGGCGGCCAACAGUACUCGCAAAUGGUGGCCGACAAAGGGAAACGACAGCGUUUUGUUGAACAAGUCAUUCAAUGGCUAAAUAGGUAUGAUUACGACGGCUUUGAUCUCGACUGGGAGUAUCCCGGAGCCAGCGAUAGGCAGGGCUCGUAUUCUGAUAAACAAAACUUUUUAGAACUCGUCAAGGAAUUGAGAGAAGAAUUUGACAAACAGAGCCGUAAACUAUUGCUAACGGCUGCCGUUCCCGUCGCUAAGUUCCGUCUACAAGAAGGCUAUGAAGUAUACGAAUUGGGACAAUUACUGGAUCAAAUCCAUUUGAUGACAUAUGACCUGAGAGGCAGUUGGACUGGUUUUGCGGACGUCCACUCCCCGCUGUAUCGCAGACCUGGAAUCGAUGAGUGGGCGUAUGAGAAGCUCAAUGUGGUAUUGUCUUCAUAUCUAUCACUUCCUAUCACUUCCUAUCACUUCCUAUCACUUCCUAUCACUUCCUAUCAAUAUAUUCAAUGUAAUCGUGAAUCGUAUACUUAUAAGAAUGAUGGCGCAAACUUAUGGUACACUAUGGGAGCGCCUAAACAUAAAUUAAUUAUUGGAGUGCCCUUCUAUGGCCGCACCUAUACGUUGGGCAGUAAAGACAAUCAUGGAUUGAGAGCACCCAUCAAGAGAUGGGAUGCAAAUAACGGCGGCGGAGAACCCGGAAUAUAUACAAAUGCCUCCGGAUUUUUGGCAUAUUAUGAAAUAUGUGUGGAAACAAACUCUGGGAACUGGACUAAAGAGUUCGAUGCUAUAGGCAAAUGUCCGUUUGCUUAUUGGGAUAACCAAUGGGUUGGCUAUGAGGACGAGAACAGUAUUGGAAUCAAAAUGGAUUUUAUUAGGAGUGAAGGCUAUGGCGGAGGAAUGAUUUGGGCCAUCGAUUUGGAUGACUUCACUGGUGUUUGCGGGGGAAAGAAGAACGCAUUGCUUAACGUUAUGAACGAUAAAUUGAAAGGAUAUCAGGUCUUAGUGCCCGACCCCUCAAAGUUGACAACUACUGCAAAGCCUGGCAACCAGUGGUGGCCACAACCUGUCUCUACAUCCACAGCAAAGCCAACGACAAGCAAAUCAAAGUCAACAAAACCAUCAGUUGUUUCAAUAACUCCGAGCACUAGUAGUUCUGUUAAGACCACCACAACAACUGGCAAACCUAAAGCAACUAAACCUUCCGUUGUAUCCAUCACCCCGAGUACUACCAGUACUACCAAUACUCCGAGUACUACCAGUACUACUACCAGUACUACCAGUACUACCAGUACUACCAAUACUCCGAGCCCUACCAGUCCUCCCAAUACAAUCAAUACAUCGCCCGAAACUCCUAAAACGAGUUCAACGGAAGCACCGCCCGGUUCUAUCACUGAGAAAUGUGCUGAACCUGGGGUACUGUUUGUCCCCCACCCUGAUUGCAAAAUGUACUACUGGUGCGUUCAUGGGGUACCAGUCCUCCAGACGUGCCCUAGGAACACAAUAUGGGACGUGAACUCAAACAGAUGCGAGUGGUAUAACCCAAACAAAAAGGAUUAUAAUUGUAACACUAGUAGUAUUGACAAUCAAUUAUAA
Messenger RNA from Oppiella nova, 1854 nucleotides. Lineage: Eukaryota; Metazoa; Arthropoda; Arachnida; Sarcoptiformes; Oppiidae. The record is from the annotation of a GenBank genome assembly.